Molecule: messenger RNA, 1875 nt
Organism: Plasmodium berghei ANKA
Lineage: Eukaryota; Apicomplexa; Aconoidasida; Haemosporida; Plasmodiidae
Product: dihydrolipoamide acyltransferase, putative
Exons: 11
Coding region: 1-1875 (624 amino acids)
Biological process (GO): pyruvate decarboxylation to acetyl-CoA
Cellular component (GO): pyruvate dehydrogenase complex
Molecular function (GO): dihydrolipoyllysine-residue acetyltransferase activity
Source: RefSeq, a predicted model, not a curated record
AUGAUGCGAUAUUUUAUUUUUUUUCUUACAUUUUGGUUAAAUAUUUAUAAAUGUAUUAACAUUAAAAUUAGAAAUAAUUAUGGAUUUAUAAACUUAAAUAAUAAUUUGAGAAUACUUCACAAAAAUAAACAUGUCCUUUAUUCGAAAGUUGAAAUAAAAAUGCCUGCCCUAUCUAGUACUAUGACGAGUGGCAAAAUUGUUCGCUGGAAUAAAACUGUUGGAGAAUUUAUCAAUGUUGGAGAUAUAAUUAUGACAGUAGAAAGUGAUAAAGCAGACAUGGAUGUUGAAUCGUUUGAUGAAGGAUAUUUAAGAAGGAAAAUAAUCGAAGAAGGGUCUGAGGCAAAUGUUGGAGAUGUACUAGGAAUUCUAACGACUGAAGAAAAUGAAGAAGUGGAAAAUGUAGAUUCGGUAAAAGAAGGAACAAUAAAUGACGAAACUAUAAAAGAAGGAACAAUAAAUGAAAAAGCUACACAAGAAGGAACAAUAGAUGAAGAAGCGAUAAAAGAAGAAGGCGUGGAAAAAGAUAUAUACAUUCCAUCAGUGCAAAGUAAAAGAAAUAAAGUAAGAAUUUCCAAAUGGUUAUGUAAAGAAAACGAGUUUGUGAAUAAAUAUGAUGUUAUAUUUCACAUUGAGGACGACAAAAGUACAGUUGAAGUGGAUAGCCCUUAUACAGGUACAAUAAAAACAAUUUUAGUGAAAGAAGGAGAACUUGCAGAUUUGGAAAAAGAAGUUGCCAUAAUUUUAGUUAAAAAGGAACCAAAUGAACUGGACACCCCCCCUAUAAAUUUAAAUAGCAAAAUAAAAGAGCGUGAUGUAAUAACACAUUUUAAAAAAAAAAUAAAAGACACUAAAGAAGGGAAACAAUUUUUAAAAACAUUAAAUUAUGAUACUGAAAAGAUACUUGAGGAGAGGCUCAAAUUAAAUAGCGAUAAAUAUUAUCAAGAUAUUCACAACAAUUUUAGAUCUUCUGAAUUGGACCCAAAAAGCAUCAAGGGGGGUAUACAGAACAACCAAGAACAUGGACAAUUGCAUGAAAAAAUAGUAUUGCCAUCUGCCAUUGAACUUAUGAAGAAGCAUAAACUAACUCCCGAAGAUAUCACAUACACGAGCAUACCGAACAGAAUCACUUACGAAGAUGUCGACAUAUUUCUCGAAAAAAAAAAAAAAAUUCCAAAAAUAGAAACUGGUCCAACAGUAGAAACCGAUACAAGAGUGGUAAAACUAACGAAUAUACAAAAGUCUAUAAAAAAUAAUAUGAUGCUAACAUUAAACGUUCCAGUAUUUCGAAUAACACAUUUAAUGAAAACUUCUCAAUUAAUAAAAAUAUAUGAACAAGUAAAAGAUAAAAUAAGUAUGUCAGUCAUAUUAAAUAAAUGUGUAUCUUUGGCUUUACUUAAAAAUCCAUUAAUAUAUUCAACAUAUAUAGAUAAUGAAAAUGGAGAAAUUCGAUAUAAUAAAAGUGUAAAUAUAGGAAACGCAUUAGGGCUCAUUGACUGUUUAUUAACGCCUGUUUUAAAAAAUGUCGAUCAAAAAGAUAUAUAUACAUUGUCAACAGAAUGGAAAGAUCUGAUAAAAAAAGGAAAAAGUGGAACCCUUUCAGCAAAUGAAAUGUCUGGAGGUAAUUUUUUUAUUUCGAAUUUAGGAAUGUUUAACACAUAUCAGUUUGAUGCUAUUUUGCCAAAAAACGUAUCAUGUAUUUUAUCAAUUGGUACAAAUAUAGUUAGUAUAAAUCAGUUUGACGAUUUAAAAAUAAAUAAAGGAAUAAUGAUGACUUUAACAUGUGAUCAUAGACAUAUAUAUGGUUCCCAUGCUGCUACAUUUAUGAAUGAUUUAGCAAAUAUCAUUGAAAAUAAUAUCAUGGAUAUAUUUUUAUAA